GGGACAAUAUAAAUAUAAAGCAACGGACUUGAAAUUUUGGACACAUAUUGAACCUCUGGUUCGAUUAGGUCAAAAUCAUGCUCAGAGGAAGAGAAAGCCUGAUUCGAUUGGUGGGAAAACGCAGGCGCUUCCUUCCAAGCCGUCAAUCUCUGCUCUCCACUCCCAUUCAAAGCUCUUUGAAUCUGUGUACUGAUAAAGAUGGAAAAAUCGCGUCGAUUGAGAGUUCUGAAGCAUCUGCAAUGGUGGAUUUUGGUGAUGCUAGGAACAAGAUGGAGAGUUUUGAAAGUGGAGAAAAACUUUCUGACAAGAGUGAGAAAGUAACUUGCCCUGUUUGCGGUAAUAAAAUUAUAGGGGAUUGCAACAUCGUCAACUCUCAUCUGGACAUGUGUUUAUCAAGCAAAUCAACUAAAAAACGGAAAUUGACCCAGCGCACGCUUCUUCAAAUGAACUUCUGUGCGCCGUCAACAAUUCAAAUUCAUUCAUCCGAGAGUGGACACAUAGGAAAUGACCUAUUAAUUGCUAAUUGUGAUGAGAGUAUUGCAAGGAAUGGUGAUCAUGUAUUGAAUAGUUCCAAGGGUGUUGAAGAAAAUAACGUUGGCCUGUCUAAUUUGCUGCUACAUUUAAAGUCUGUAACGCAGAAUCAAAUAGAUGAUAUAUCAAAGAAACCAAACCAUGGUAACAAUACAGAUGAUGCCAUGACUGACAGGCAUUCAUUAUCUGUUUUGGAGACCCCAAACACGGACACCUGUUGUGACGUGCAAACUACUUUGGAUGACAUAUCUGGUGUUAUUCUUGAAACUUUUAUUGUUGGUCGGAGGUUUAGUGAUGAAAAGGAAAUAAAUCAUGGGGCAAGCAUAUAUCUUCAAAGAGAUCCUCAUAAUGUCAAGGAUCCUAAUGCUAUCAAGGUGAUUUCUGCGAAUUCUAGAGACUCUAAGGUGUUUGGUUUUCUUCCUCGUGAGUUAGCUCAAUAUCUGUCCCCAUUAAUUGAGAAGUAUUGCCUAAGCUUUGAGGGACAAGUAACUGUUGUUCCAAAGAACACCCUUGAUGUUGUACCAAUUCAGAUUCUCUGUCACAAGGCUGUAUCAGGUGAAACGCUAGAGCAUGAUAAUGUUGACCUUUUCAGAUAUUUAUGGAGAAGUGUUCAGCAAGUAAUUGAAUCCACAAAGCUCGGUCGAACUGGUACAACUAAAUACCAGCAAAAUUUUUGUGUUCUCGUGCAAGAAGUUUUAAGAAAUAAUUUUCACCUCUUCCUAGAUGAUGAAAAAGGGUUUUUAGAGUCGUUUAAUUCAUUUUCAGAUGACAGCCAGAGGCUUUUUGUUCGUCUCUACACACGAAAAGGCCCAUGGUUUCGAAUGUCAAAUGUAUUCUAUUCAGAAAUAUUGGAUCUAAUGAAGGCAAUAAAAGAGCUCUCUGUAUCAGGUUAUUUCUGUUCAUUUGAAGAUACAAACGAACUGCUUUACGAUGAUAUGAAUUAUAUAUUGAAUUUGCUCAAUGUAUCUGAGCUACGAGAAAUAAUGUGCUUACUUAAACAGAGUUGUAAUUUUGGCACAAGAAAGCGGGAACUUAUUGCAUCUCUCCUUUCUUCGUAUAAAGACGGAGUGUGCUCAACAUUACCAAGAAUGAUUUUGGAGAGAACAGGUGCCUGUGUUAAAAUAUCUUCCAAGGCAGAAUCUCUUUUGUGGCGUGCUGAGAGGCUUUUCUUUCUGAAUGGAGAGCAGGAUCUGUCAUCUUUUUUAUUAGCUGAUUUGGGAAUUAUUAAGUAUCCAACUUACAACUGUGUAAUCACAGAACAGAUCUUCUCAAAUAGAAAUGCUCUGCUUGCUUAUGAGGAGGCCAUUGAAGUGGCACAAAUGAUUGAUCAAGCUCUUGAUGAAAAUGACAAUGAAUUGGUAUUGAGAUGCAUAAAGAUAUCUGAAUCACGUAUGUCCAAUACAUAUGCAAAAGCAAUGGCAACCACGACAUCUGAAACAAUGGUUUCACCUCUUACAUGUUUUUCAGCAUCGUUGGCCUACUCUAAAGUUCUUACUCUAGGAACUUCCUUUCUUGAGCGUGAGCGUAGGUAUAAUGAAGCAAUAUAUUUACUAAAACGGUUGCUAGAGUGCUUUACUUGUGAUGGUAGAAGGGGAUUUUGGAUCCUAAGAUUGUCAAUUGACUUGGAGCAUAUAGGAUAUCAUGAUGAGAGCCUUUUAGUUGCUGAAAGUGGAUUGUUAGAUACUUGGGUGCGUGCUGGAUCAAGAAUGGCAUUGCAGAGGCGGGUCCUUCGAUUAGGGAAGCCACCUAGGCGAUGGAAAACUCCUAGUUUUGCAAAUUUGGUCAAGAGGAAAAUCAGCGAGGUUCAUGUUCAAGGGAGGCCUUUGAAUUCUGUGAUUGGAAUGAAGAGCAGGUUCUAUGGAGAAGAUGAUGAGCAAUGUGGGGUGGAGCAGCUUGCCCUCCAAUAUUAUGUUGGGGAAGGUGGAUGGAAUGGCGUACAUACAGAAAGUGGCAUAUGGUUGACUAUUUUUGGACUACUUAUGUGGGAUGUUAUGUUUUCUGACGUACCAAAUGUCUUUCACAACCGAUUUCAAACUGCUCCGCUGGACUUGGAGACUGAUAGCUUUUAUCUAGUAAGAAAGAGCAGCAUAGAGUCUCAUCUUCAGAAAAUUCAUGAUGGCAUGGCUGAGGAGUUCCUGAUCACAGCAUGGGAAUCACACACGGGAACAGCUUGCAGAGGAGUUAACUGGAAUAGACAUACUCUAUCUGAGCUCCGAGCAGCUGUUGUAUGCAUUGGUGGCCCUUGUUUAGCUUUACUCUGCCGACACCUUGCACAAGAUUACCGAAGCUGGUCAAGUGGAAUGCCAGAUUUGUUGCUUUGGCGAUUUAACGGAGAUUUCACAGGUGAAGCCAAGCUUGUUGAGGUUAAAGGCCCGAGGGAUAAACUCUCUGAACAGCAACGAGCAUGGCUAUUGUUUCUAAUGGAUUGCGGUUUCAACACAGAGGUUUGUAAAAUCAGCCCUGAACCGACUUCCUAAUGCAUGCUUCAUAGCUGCAAUUGGCAUAUAAGCUAAAGAAAUUCUCAACAAGGCUCCGUAGAGUAUUGCCUAUAUAUAUAUAUAUACUUUUUCGAAUUUAAGCUCCCAGCUUCUAUGAAAAAUCACGGUGGAUCAAAGCUCCAAAAAUGCUCGAGGCUUCAGGUUAUGCAUUAGACUAUAGUUUGUAUUUUUGGUAGACAAUCUAACUGGAGGGUUUCACAAGUAUACUUCAGGUCUCAACCAAAUUCAACUUCUUUAUCAUUGCACGCCAAAAACGUCAAAGGAUAUAAUUGACACUACAACCAACCCAAAUAAAUGGUGUGGUAGUUGAGUACAUUAUUUUACGAUUAUUUAGGACGAAAAGAAAGACAUUAAACAAGAUGUCAUAUGAUCAUCACUAGAAAUACUGUCAAACAUACGAUUUCUUUUGUUAUAAUUUUGCCCACAUUAUUCUUCUAUGUAUGAUUUAAGCCCUUGAAUUUAGAGGGUUUUUUUUUUUU
Humulus lupulus (European hop) is the source of this 3508-nucleotide messenger RNA. Its product is annotated as fanconi-associated nuclease 1 homolog. Bases 78 to 3008 code for a protein of 976 amino acids. The transcript has 15 exons. Gene Ontology annotation, biological process: interstrand cross-link repair. NCBI's taxonomy places the organism in Eukaryota, Viridiplantae, Streptophyta, Magnoliopsida, Rosales, Cannabaceae. The record is from RefSeq and is a predicted model, not a curated record. Gene Ontology annotation, cellular component: nucleus. Gene Ontology annotation, molecular function: 5'-flap endonuclease activity; 5'-3' exonuclease activity; zinc ion binding.